Molecule: messenger RNA, 1514 nt
Organism: Papaver somniferum (opium poppy)
Lineage: Eukaryota; Viridiplantae; Streptophyta; Magnoliopsida; Ranunculales; Papaveraceae
Exons: 14
Coding region: 61-1188 (375 amino acids)
Molecular function (GO): protein binding
Source: RefSeq, a predicted model, not a curated record
CGUAGACAAAGCCAGCGCUCCAAGCUCCCGCCAUAAUACCAAAAAGAUUUUCGAGAGAAAAUGUUAGAAGCAAAGAGUUUGAGAAAAGCUGCGAUUUCUCCAGCUCUCGUCCAAAAUCCUUCUCCUGGAAAUCUACAGUCUACUCGUUUUGCUCUUCAUGUUAAUGAAGAUGAAUCUUAUUGUUCCGCAUUUAUAGCUUCAGGACGCAAUAUAUACAAGCUUGAGAUUUCAUUAGAAGAUUCUUCGAUUUCCAAGGGAAAGGAGAGCCUCUUGAUUCCUGUCCCUGCAAAGGUUAUCCGUUCUUCACUGCUUAAAAGUUGCCCCCAUCGUUCAGAAAUUCAAAGUGUGGUGCUUGCUGGAACAGAUUCAUCUUCUGGGAAUGACUGCUUAAUUCUGGGUUCAGUGGAUUGUUAUGGCCAUCUUUUUGUAUCUCGGUUGGUUACAAGUGAUCAAGAUGUUGACAGGAUCACAUAUUCAGUUUUACCUCGUGAUAAUGGUGUAGGGGAGGGAAGUUGGGCAGGGCUUUGCUUCAAUCCAAGCCAAUGGUACAUGGCAGCUGUUGCCCGUAGCUUCUGCAAAAGUGUUGAUGUUUAUGACCAAGAUAUCCACCUAAGGAGUUUCUCCCCCUUGUAUUAUCCAGCUGCAUUGAGCUUCGUGAAAAGUUCAUUUUCUACAAAUGAGGAUUCCAUAUUAGCAGUUGCUGAAGGUUGCCAGCUGAGCAUAUGGGAUUUGAGGGUGAAAGAGAACGGUGGUUGCAUACAGAGAAUCUGUGGCUCUGUGGGAGAUAUCCUUUAUGCUGUUUGUGGUGACUCAGCUGGGAACAUUGCAGUAGGUGGAGCUGAUCGUACUGUAACUGUCUAUGAUCCUCGCAGAUGGUCGGCUUUGGGGAGAUGGGUGAACUGCUCAAAAUACGAGAUAACUGGACUUGCUUUCUCAUCACUCGAACCAAGUCAUAUCUACGUACAAGGUGUUGACUAUGAGGUAUUUUGUGGAAAGUUUAAAGAGAAGGAAAAAGUACUUUCCUUUAAAGGUGACUCAAACUGGCUGGGCUUCAGCAAGUGCUCCAAUAGGGAUGUAGUAGGUGGCUGGACUGAUUCUGGUAGCAUAUUUCUAGCUGAUAUCACAACAAAAGAGAAUGAAUGCUCUGAUAUGGAUCUAGUAGGUGGCUGGACUGAUUCUGAUAGCUAGCAUAUUUCUAGGUGAUAUCACGAUAGAAGAGAAUGAAGUAUGAACUAAACUUAACCCAUGGUAUCCCUUGAUGACUUCUUAAUCUCGUUUUCUUAACCCCACUUUUCCUUUUUAAUGGUUCAAAGAUGCUUAGUGGUUUGAGUCAGUCAAAGUCUCAAGUCAUUUGAUAGAUUCCCAUGGUCCAAAUUCAUCUGUUAUAGCUCUUUAGGCAGAUAAAACAUUGUUAUCAUCUCGUCUUAAAUCGAUAAAUAUUAGUAUUUAUUAAUUGUAAAGAACAUGAAUUCAAUUUUCACAAUUGAACCUUAUCUAUUGAACCAUACCUUCCA